AUGGGUAGAUUCAAGAACGUCGCCGACUCAACUAAACGCUCUAAGCAAACAACUUCAGGAAGUACAAUGUCCAUUGACAGCGAGGCCACCGCUAUUACCAUCCCAUUAGUGGACAUGGACAUGGACAUGGAGGACGUGCACAUUAACGAAGAAGAAAAUACAUUAAACAACACAAAAAUAGAGAAACCAAAUUUUGCACCUCUGAAAGCUCGCGACCUGAAGGGCACCAAACGACAAAUUCAAAAAGUUUCAGUUCCACCCAACAGAUACACUCCGUUGAAAAAAUUCUGGCCGAAAAUCUACGAACCAUUAGUAGAACACCUAAAUUUGCAAGUGCGAAUGAAUACAAAGAGUCGUUGCGUGGAGUUGAGGACAUCACACCAUACCAGUGAAACAGGAGCCUUACAAAAAAAGGACGCCAUAGCCAUUAUCCGUUUAGAUGACCUAUACAUCGACUCUUUUGAAAUAAAAGAUGUUAAGAAUCUUCAAGGAGACCAUUUAUCUCGUGCUAUUGGUCGUAUAGCAGGCAAGGACGGAAAAGUUAAAUUCACGAUAGAGAACACAUCAAAGACGAGAAUAAUUUUAGCAGAAACGAAAAUUCACAUCCUGGGAACAUUCCAAAACAUAAAAAUUGCACGUGACGCAAUAGUCUCUCUGAUAUUGGGCAGUCCUCCGGGAAAAGUUUAUGCAAAUCUGAGAACUAUCAGCUCGCGCAUGAAAGAGAGAUUUUAG
This is a messenger RNA of Ambispora leptoticha, 732 nucleotides long. The record is from the annotation of a GenBank genome assembly. Lineage: Eukaryota; Fungi; Glomeromycota; Glomeromycetes; Archaeosporales; Ambisporaceae.